Ananas comosus (pineapple) is the source of this 2868-nucleotide messenger RNA. RefSeq names its product methyltransferase-like protein 13. The transcript has a single exon. Lineage: Eukaryota; Viridiplantae; Streptophyta; Magnoliopsida; Poales; Bromeliaceae. The record is from RefSeq and is a predicted model, not a curated record. Bases 29 to 1435 code for a protein of 468 amino acids. Gene Ontology annotation, biological process: polyamine biosynthetic process.
CGGUUCCAGUGCGCGCGUAGGCGAAAAGAUGGACGACUCCGCCUUCCACGUCGCGGCCGGCGCGUUCGAGCACCUGUCUCCUCUCCGCUUCGUCUCCUUCACCUUCCCCAACCCACUCCCGAACCCCCGCAACCCCUACGGCCAUCCUCUUCGCGUCGCCGUCCUCGACUCGCCGUUCCCGGGCCCAUCCCGUCCUCGAGUCGCCGCCGUGCUCGUCCCCCUCGGCCGCGAGGACGACUGGAUCUUCUCCACUGUCUCCGGCCACCUCCAACUCCUCUCCUCCUCCUCCAACGACGACGACGACGACGACCCCUUCUCCCGCCUCGUCCUCGUCGGCGGCGUCCCUUCUCCCUCUUCCUCCUCCUCUCCCAAACCCUACAUCCGCCCCUUAUUCGGAUCGGAUCCGGACGCGACUCUGCUGCAGCAAAGCCUCCUCCCGCUCCUCCUUGCUCUCUGCCCUAAAUCCGCCUUCACUCGGGAGGAGAUCCCGCACGUCCCCUUCCUCUCCUUCGACGACGGCGUGCUCCGCAUCGCCCCCGUGGAGACCCUCGUCGGCCCCGUCGUCGGGGAGAUGCUGGUGGAGGACGUAGCCGUCGACCGGUCCCCGGAGCCGCCGGAGUUACGGCGGAGGCUUCGGUUCAAGCGGAUGCCCAAUCUGGUGCAAACUCAGGUUCGGCUCGUUCCCGAUCCUGCUACUUCCACUCCUCUGUCUUCGCCGUCAGAAUUUGGCCCUUGUCGGCCAGAGGCGGAAUCUUUGGUGCAGCCUUACCUCGGGCCGAUGGUCGCCGGCUUUUCGCUCAUAGCUUCGGCUAUCGAGGAGCGAGCCAGCACCGGUUUGAGACCAAGGGCUCUCUGUAUUGGAGUCGGCGGUGGUGCUCUUCUCAUGUCCUUGAGAACACAAUUCGGAUUCGACGUCGUUGGAGUGGAAGCGGAUGAGAUUGUUGUUAGUGUUGCGAGGCAGCAUUUUGGUUUAGUGGAAGAUGAGUCGCUUCAGGUCCUUGUUGGUGAUGGAAUUCAAAUGGUCAAUAGCUCCAGAAAGGGGAAACAAGAGGGCCCAUUGGGAGGUCCUUCAUGUUUUGACGCUAUCAUCGUGGAUUUGGACUCUCAAGAUGCUAUGAAUGGCGUCAGUGCACCGCCGAUGGAGAUUCUUGAAAGGUGCUUUCUUCUUGCUGCAAAGUCUGUUCUCAAUGCGAAGGGAGUUCUCAUAGUUAAUGUCAUUCCUUCGAAUGGGUCUUUCUAUAAAGAGCUGACUGAAUCUUUUCGUGAGGUUUUCUCUGAAUUAUACGAAUUAGAUGUUGGGAAUGGUGAGAAUUUUGUUAUCUUUGCAAUGGUCUCACCAGUUGGAACAGCUACUACAGAAUCUACAGGUACGGUCUAUGAGAAGUUGAGUGAAGUUCUCGGGAGAAGAUUGCUUGAUGGUAUUAGGAAAAUCUGAAAGCAAAUUAAUUCCUUGAGAGUUCGGUUAUUCUUGUACCUCGUUUACAUCUUCAUUCAAUUUUCGUGUAGUAUAGGGAAGCCAUAUGCUAUUAUGACAUUUAUAAAGGAACAUAACAUUGAUGCACACUUGCCUCGCAAAUUGCUCUUGGUCAUAGUUUUGAUUCAUCAGUCAUCUUUUAGUUGUUGUGCUCAAGUGCUGGAAGUUUAUUAUUGUCUCUGCGUCGAUGGGUCUUCAGCUACCUAUAAUUCCUUGUGAAUGCUCCAGUACCUUUUAUACACUGGAGCCAUUGUUUUCUAUUCAUUUUACACUAGAUUUAGUAAUAUGUUGCCAGAUCCCAGCUUUUGUUUGGGCCAACUACACUCCACAACCUGAAUUUGCCGAAGGAUCAGAUGCUUCUCGGGUGGUAUGUACUGGAUCCUCCAGCUGAUUGCUUAGGUGUAUUUUCUAGCGUUGAGAAUCAAUGGCUUCUGUUGUCCUAGGUGUUCCUUUGUGCAAUUAUCUUAUUUAACUACAUGAUGCUUCAAACUGUUUUGCGGAGCUCAGCGGAUAGUAAGUGGUUUUUGAUCAUUUGACUAUUUGACUUUUGUUCUAUCUAUCUUAAAAUAUUACACGGCUACUUGUACAGUUUAGUGAUGGAUCUAGUUGUUUGUCAGUGAAAUAAGGUCACUGAAACUCUUGUAACUCUCACUGGACCAACUUUCUGUUCAUUGUGAACAAAAUCUUAAUCUGACAUUGUGUGAGAAACACUUAACGGCUAAAAUUUGUAUCCAAGUGUGUUUUGUGAGGCAACUCAUCCUUACCUAGUAAAAUUGGUUGUGAAUAAUUUACUUGAUGCUACACACUCAUUUCAUUGAAGAGUUUUUUUUAAUGUCAUGUUAUUUACUCUGGCCAUCAAACAAAUGGUCUGAUAAGCUUUUCGGAAUGAUGUUACUAUUGGGGUCUUGGUUUGUCAGACUCGCAACCAUAUGGGUUGAAAGCGACCAAUUACGUUUUUGCAGGUGCCCUUUCAAUUUGUAGUGCCUCUUGGGGGGGUGAAUUGCCUUGGACUGGAGUUCAUUUAAAUUUCAGACCGUGUUUCGCCAGUUUUUCAUGUGGUUAUAAUUUGCCUCUGCGGAAUUUGAGUUCCAACAUUCAAUUGGAGCUGUUUAUUGCAGGUGCUCAGAAUGCUUUCUUGCGUUGCAUGUGUUGGACGUGGCCAAGUCAUCGGGUUGGCAUUUUUGUUUGUUUGUUUGUUUGUUUGUUUUAUUUCCCCUCUCAACGAUGUAAAUUGGGCUGUUUUGUAAGUUUGUUCGUUCGGGAACUGAGGUCCGGAGGGUGUAUCAUCAAGAGGAUAAGAACAUCUUUGGAGGCCGAAACCAUGGGGUGCUUGUGGGGUCUUCUUUGUUUUUCCUAUUUUUGAUUUUUGCUCGUGGGGUCAAAGUUCAUUUCAA